Molecule: messenger RNA, 1844 nt
Organism: Jaculus jaculus (lesser Egyptian jerboa)
Lineage: Eukaryota; Metazoa; Chordata; Mammalia; Rodentia; Dipodidae
Gene: Slc1a7
Product: solute carrier family 1 member 7
Exons: 11
Coding region: 1-1713 (570 amino acids)
Biological process (GO): L-glutamate transmembrane transport
Cellular component (GO): plasma membrane
Molecular function (GO): neutral L-amino acid transmembrane transporter activity; L-glutamate transmembrane transporter activity; glutamate:sodium symporter activity
Source: RefSeq, a predicted model, not a curated record
AUGGAAUGCUGUCAGCGGCCCGGGGUCAGCAUGGUGCUGGGCGCCGUCCUGGCGAGGGGCCGGGCCAUGUGCAGGCACAAUGGGCUUCUCAUCCUGUCCGUACUGUCCGUCAUAGUGGGGUGCCUCCUGGGCUUCAUCCUCAGAACACGUCGCCUCUCACCACAGGAAAUCAGUUACUUCCAGUUCCCCGGCGAGCUACUGAUGAGGAUGUUGAAGAUGCUGAUCCUACCCCUGGUGGUGUCCAGCUUGAUGUCGGGCCUCGCCUCCCUGGACGCCAAGACCUCCAGCCGCCUGGGCAUCCUCACCGUGGCGUAUUAUCUGUGGACCACCUUCCUGGCCGUCGUGGUGGGCAUCAUCAUGGUCUCCAUCAUCCAUCCGGGUGGCGCGGCUCAGAAAGAGACGACCGAGCAGAGCGGGAAGCCAGUCAUGAGCUCGGCUGAUGCCCUGCUGGACCUUGUCAGGAACAUGUUCCCUGCCAACCUGGUGGAAGCCACGUUUAAGCAGUACCGCACCAAGACCACCCCUGUUGUCAAGUCCCCCAAGGGCUCGGUAGAGGAGGCCCCUCCUCCGCGGGUCCUGGUCUAUGGGGUCAAGGAAGACAAUGGUUCUCGCGUGCAGAACUUUGCGUUGGACCUGACGCCACCACCCGAAAUCGUCUACAAGUCAGAGCCUGGCACCAGCGAUGGCAUGAACGUGCUGGGGAUUGUCAUCUUCUCCGCCACCAUGGGCAUCAUGCUGGGCCGUAUGGGGGACAGCGGGGUCCCCCUGGUCAGCUUCUGCCAGUGCCUCAAUGAGUCCGUCAUGAAGAUCGUAGCAGUGGCCGUGUGGUAUUUCCCCUUUGGCAUCGUGUUCCUCAUCGCCGGCAAGAUCCUGGAGAUGGAUGACCCCAAGGCCGUGGGGAAGAAGCUGGGCUUCUACGCCGUGACCGUGGUGGGCGGGCUGGUGGUCCACGGUCUCCUCAUGCUGCCUCUCCUGUACUUCCUCAUCACCAAGAAGAACCCCAUCGUGUUCAUCCGCGGCGUCCUCCAGGCCCUGCUCAUAGCCCUGGCCACCUCCUCCAGCUCAGCCACACUGCCCAUCACCUUCAAGUGCCUGCUGGAGAACAACCACAUCGACCGGCGCAUCGCCCGCUUCGUGCUGCCCGUGGGUGCCACCAUCAACAUGGACGGCACCGCGCUCUACGAGGCCGUGGCUGCCAUUUUCAUCGCCCAGGUCAACAACUACGAGCUCGACUUUGGUCAGAUCAUCACCAUAAGCAUCACAGCCACGGCGGCCAGCAUCGGGGCAGCUGGCAUCCCGCAGGCUGGACUUGUCACCAUGGUGAUCGUGCUGACCUCUGUGGGGCUGCCCACCGAUGACAUCAACCUCAUCAUUGCGGUGGACUGGGCUCUGGACCGCUUCCGUACCAUGAUUAACGUGCUGGGGGAUGCGCUCGCCGCGGGGAUCAUGGCCCACAUCUGCCGAAAGGAUUUUGCUCGGGACGUGGGCACCGAGAAACUGUCUCCCUGUGAGACCAAGCCCGUGCCACUUCAGGAGAUCGUGGCCACCCAGCAGAACGGCUGCGUAAAGAGCGUGGCUGAGGCCUCGGAGCUGACCCUCGGCCCCACCUGCCCCCACCACAUCCCAAUACAGGUGGAGGAGGACGAGGAGCCCGUCGCUGCCAGCCCGGACCACUGCACUAUUGAGAUCAGCGAGCUAGAGACCAAUGUGUGAGGUAUAGGUCUGCAGGGCCGUGCCAGGACCUGAGGGCAGGGGCAGGAAUUGAACUCACAAUGCCUCCCGAGCAGCUGGUAGGGUCUGGCCACCCCCCAUCCACACGUCUCUCCCACUUCUAGCUGGCUGGA